AUGAGCACGUCUGCAGUCAAUUCCACCAUUCAUUCCUGCACAUUUUUUCUCCGUUCAGAUCUCAACUCUUUUGGAUAUUUCGAGGACAAUAUGUCGGCAAGCCAAGAUGAAUCGCGCGACAAUUUUGCAUCAAAAUUGGCACGGAAGCUCUGGCGCAGAGAUGUCGCAGAUCCAAAUCCACCUGCUUUGACUCGUGUGUACGCGCCUCCGGAAGGUCCUGUGUGCAUGGAUAUUGUAUUUGUGCACGGGCUCGGCGGAACAAGCAGAGGCACAUGGACUGGAGGAUCCUACUUUUGGCCGGGAUCGUUGGACAAGAACGAUCCACUCCAGAUGGCCCGGGUAUGGACAUUCGGAUAUGGAGCCGACUUCAAGAAAGUCUUCAAAAAGUCUGCUGCCGGAAUCUAUGAUUUUGCCCUUGAGCUUCUAUGCCAAUUGAGGGAUAACGACGAAAUUUGUGGAAGUGAGCCGUCGCUACCUUUGCAGAAAAUCCGAAGUAGGCGAAUUCCACUUGUGUUUGUGGCUCACUCGAUGGGUGGCCUUGUCAUCAAAGAGGUAACGUCAACAACCCCUUAUUCGUCCACCCCCCUUAUUCGUCACCCCGCAUCAUAA
This is a messenger RNA of Colletotrichum destructivum, 609 nucleotides long. RefSeq names its product Putative alpha/Beta hydrolase. The record is from RefSeq and is a predicted model, not a curated record. The transcript has a single exon. Bases 1 to 609 code for a protein of 202 amino acids. Lineage: Eukaryota; Fungi; Ascomycota; Sordariomycetes; Glomerellales; Glomerellaceae.